AUUGUCGGUUCCGCCAUGUUGUUGGUCGCAACUGCGAUCUUUCUUUACUACACGACAUGGACUAUACUGAUGCCAUUUGUCGACACGGGUCACCCGCUCCAUGACCUGUUCCCUCCACGCGUGUGGGCGAUCCGGAUCCCUGUCAUUCUCACGCUCCUGGGCUCAGCUGUCGUCGGGUCAUUCCUGGGUAUUGUGAUGAUCCGCAGCAGCAGAAGGAAG
Talaromyces proteolyticus is the source of this 219-nucleotide messenger RNA. Its product is annotated as putative dolichol phosphate-mannose biosynthesis regulatory protein Dpm2. Gene Ontology annotation, biological process: GPI anchor biosynthetic process. Gene Ontology annotation, cellular component: endoplasmic reticulum membrane; dolichol-phosphate-mannose synthase complex. The annotation marks the transcript as partial. The record is from RefSeq and is a predicted model, not a curated record. The transcript is spliced from 2 exons. Lineage: Eukaryota; Fungi; Ascomycota; Eurotiomycetes; Eurotiales; Trichocomaceae. Gene Ontology annotation, molecular function: enzyme regulator activity.